Jaculus jaculus (lesser Egyptian jerboa) is the source of this 3117-nucleotide messenger RNA. RefSeq names its product netrin G1 (gene Ntng1). Gene Ontology annotation, molecular function: cell-cell adhesion mediator activity. Lineage: Eukaryota; Metazoa; Chordata; Mammalia; Rodentia; Dipodidae. The coding region runs from base 1330 to 3117 and encodes 595 amino acids. The transcript is spliced from 10 exons. The record is from RefSeq and is a predicted model, not a curated record.
AGCCCCGAGAACCGCGAUCCAGAAGCUUCGAGGGGACCAUGUCCCUGUCAUCCGAGGGACUCCGGGUGCGUCGCGUCUCGCAGCCCUGGGCGCGAUGCGCGGUGACAUUUCUGACUUGACUGCAGGAAUGCGCGCAGGGAGACCCCGCCAGCUCGCCGCUGCAGGACCCUCCUCCCCGGCGCCCAGGCCCACGGUCCCCAUCGAGACCCCGCGCGGGAUCGAACCCAUUGCCACCGCCGCCGCCUUCAUCUGAAAUAAAAAUGAAAGUGGGGCCAAAGCGGGACCGAACCGCCUGACCGCUGGUUCCGAGCCCGGGUUGGGGUGGAGGGGCGGAUCAGAGAACAUCGUCCUAGAGCUUAAGAAGAGAGAAAGAAAAACAAGAAAACAACAAGAAAAGAGGAAGAAAAAAAAAAAAAAACAACCGAGACCCUCAGUAAAAGUUUAAGAGGAGAAGUGGCCGAGGCAGCGCAGCGAGCCGAGCGAGGGGAGGAUCGGCCGGCAGGACCUCCGAAAGCUGCGAUUCCUUUAUUAAUCUCACUAUAUUUUUGGAGGGAGAGAGGCACCUUUCGCAUCCUCUCUUCCUCUCCGCCCACCCCUGCUUCCCUCCUCCUCAUCUACCUGUCAAAGUCACUGAUCUUUUUGCAUUUCGGAAGAGGACGUCAACGGGAAGGAAUCCCCCCCGCCCCCCGACACACACACCCUCCAUCUCCGUGCAGGUUGCAAAGAGGGGGCGACGCGCACCAGAGGCUGUUCCACCCCCCCCACACCCGACCACCACCCCGGGGUGGGGGGCAACCAGACGAAGGGCGUUGGUACGAGAAGAAGAAAAGAGAGAUUGAUGUGAGACGAACCCGGGACCCUGGAUACUUUUUGUUGCUUCAGCUGCCGACCCCUCAGUGCAUCGGAACACGGAACACAGAACAGGGAGGAUCUAUCUGGGCUGGUGGAUGUACAAUGGGAGAGCCGUCACUUCGCUGAAUUGUUAUCUGCUGCUGGGCAUCUUUUACAAAAGCAAACCAGACCUGAAUCUAUCAGAUAUGUUAAACAAGGAAAAGCAAGCUCCAGGCUGUUAAUGCCUAACGCACAACUAUGUUAGGCUCCCAACAAAGUCCUCAAUACACCUGAAAAUGCACAAUACCAUAGUCCUUCAUUGUGGGUUUUGGAAUCUGCUUUGAGAUCUCAUCCUUUCAAAAAUAUAUGUACAUAUAUAUAUAUAUAUACAGACUUUACUUAUAUAAAGACAUAUUACAUAUAUCUCUAUAUAUUCAGGUAUAUAUGUAAAUAGACACUGGUGGCUGAUAAGACACGAAGAGUGAAAAGAUUUUAGAGAUGUAUUUGUCAAGAUUCUUGUCGAUCCAUGCCCUUUGGGUUACAGUGUCCUCGGUGAUGCAGCCCUACCCAUUAGUGUGGGGACACUACGAUGUCUGUAAGACUCAGAUCUACACGGAAGAAGGGAAAGUGUGGGAUUACAUGGCCUGCCAGCCGGAAUCCACGGACAUGACCAAAUACCUGAAAGUGAAACUGGAUCCCCCGGAUAUCACCUGUGGAGACCCGCCCGAGUCGUUCUGCGCAAUGGGUAACCCCUACAUGUGCAAUAAUGAGUGUGAUGCAAGUACCCCUGAACUGGCUCACCCUCCUGAGCUGAUGUUCGAUUUUGAAGGAAGACAUCCCUCUACGUUUUGGCAGUCUGCUACUUGGAAGGAGUACCCCAAACCUCUCCAGGUGAACAUCACCCUGUCGUGGAGCAAAACCAUUGAGCUCACAGACAACAUAGUGAUUACCUUCGAAUCGGGGCGUCCAGACCAGAUGAUCCUGGAGAAAUCUCUCGAUUACGGACGAACAUGGCAACCCUACCAGUACUAUGCCACAGACUGCCUAGACGCUUUCCACAUGGACCCGAAAUCCGUGAAGGAUUUGUCCCAGCACACAGUCCUAGAAAUCAUUUGCACAGAAGAGUACUCCACAGGCUACACUACGAACAGUAAAAUCAUUCACUUCGAAAUCAAAGACAGGUUUGCAUUUUUUGCUGGUCCUCGGCUACGAAACAUGGCUUCCCUCUACGGACAGCUGGACACAACUAAGAAACUCAGAGAUUUCUUUACGGUCACAGACUUGAGGAUAAGAUUAUUGAGGCCAGCCGUUGGGGAAAUAUUUGUAGAUGAGCUACACCUGGCACGCUACUUUUAUGCGAUCUCAGACAUAAAGGUGCGAGGAAGGUGCAAGUGCAACCUGCACGCCACUGUGUGUGUGUACGACAACAGCAAGCUGUCGUGUGAGUGUGAACACAACACCACAGGUCCCGACUGCGGGAAAUGCAAGAAGAAUUACCAGGGCCGGCCGUGGAGUCCAGGCUCCUACCUCCCCAUUCCCAAAGGCACUGCAAAUACCUGUAUUCCCAGUAUCUCCAGCAUUGGUAAUCCUCCAAAGUUUAAUAGGAUAUGGCCGAAUAUUUCUUCCCUUGAGGUUUCUAACCCAAAACAAGUUGCUCCCAAAUUAGCUUUGCCAACAGUUUCUUCUGUUCAAGUUGCAAACCACAAGCGAGACUGUGAAUGCUUCGGCCACUCCAAUCGGUGCAGUUAUAUCGAUCUGCUCAAUACAGUCAUUUGCGUGAGCUGUAAACACAACACUAGAGGGCAGCACUGCGAACUAUGCAGGCUGGGCUUCUUCAGAAACGCUUCCGCGCAGCUGGACGAUGAGAAUGUGUGCAUAGAGUGUUAUUGUAACCCUUUGGGCUCGAUCCAUGAUCGUUGUAAUGGCUCAGGAUUCUGUGAGUGUAAGACUGGAACGACAGGGCCUAAAUGUGAUGAGUGUCUGCCGGGAAAUUCCUGGCACUACGGCUGCCAACCGAACGUGUGCGACAACGAGCUCCUGCACUGUCAGAACGGAGGGACGUGCCACAACAACGCGCGCUGCCUGUGCCCCGCCGCCUACACGGGCAUCCUGUGCGAGAAGCCGCGCUGCCAGGAGGCCGGCGGCUGCGCCUCGGGCGCGGGCCAGCGGGCGCCCCCGCGCGGCUGCCCUGCGCUACUGCUGCUGCCGCCGCUGGUGCUGAUGCUGCUGAUGCUGCUGCCGCCGCCGCCCGCGCCGCUGGGCACCGCGCGCCCCCGGCUGUUCUAG